GUUGCGGUCGGAAGUUUACAUACACUCAUCAUGAGCAUGAAUGUCGUGGCAAUAUUGGGAUUUUUCUGGGGCAGUAUGAUUGCACAACAUCAAUUUUUAAUUAUAAUAAAAAAGGAAGAAUUUGGUUCACAAGUUUUAAUUUAUUUGGGUUUUCUGUCGCUUGACUGUCGACAGUGACACUGAUGUUCCAGAAGCUUCCAGUUCAUGGCAGCCCUGUGCCUUGGUGGUUCCUGGGUUUUUCCUGACCAUCCGAACCAAUUUCCUCUCAGCUGAGGAUGACCGUUUGGGUCUUCGUCCAGACCUCGGCAAACUGGCUACACUUCCCAAUAACUUGUACUUACGUACAGGUGUACGAACUGAUGAUCUUGGAAUCUGCACUUGUUUAGAAAUGCCUCCAAGAGACAUUCCUGACUUGUGUAAAUCCACCAUCGUCUUUCAGAGAUCUGCACUGUGCUCCUUGGACUUUCCCAGAGUACCGUGUGUCGUUCAAUCCAACGACUCCUUUCAAGCACACCCUUUUUAUGUUGGCACAGAGAAGCUGCCAGCUGCAGUCAAUCAUGAUGAAUAACAGGACAUUUUGUAACUUUCGGCACCGCUGAGUUAAUAGUCAGUGUUUGUAUGUAUAUUUUUGACCCUGUUUGUAUAACUUUGGCCCUGUGUGGAUUACAGAAAACCCCAAAUGAAUUAAAACUUGUGAACCAAAUGAUAUCAUUUAUUUAUUAAAGAUGUAUGUUGUACGAUCGUUCUGCCCCAGAAAAAGCCCAAUAGUGCCACGACAUUCAUGUCCGUGAUGAGUGUACGCAAACUUCCGACCGCACCUGUAAAUAACUAAAGCGUAUAAAUAAGCACGCAGUAUACUAAUUUUAGUGAAAGGUCAUUUUGGUUAUAAGUCAUAUUGCUAUCUUGUGGGGGAAAAAAAGGAUUUGUCGAUUGUGUUUCAUGAUGAUGCUUUCUGUGACCCACAACUCUACCUUUCAGCAGGUAAGCAGAGCUUAAACUGUAUAUACUGCACAUGGGGAAAUUUCGCCUUUUCACAGCCCUCUGUUACUAAGCCAGUGAUUUAUUAUCCCAGGGCUCACAAUUAAUUAUGAAGAGUCUUACUACAUGAAAGUAAAUACGGUAAAUUUGUGUUUAUUUUUUUUUGUGGUUAUAUCUAUCCACGAUGGCUAUUUAUUUUUUUAAAAAUAAUUAUUUUAUUUUAUUAUUUUUAUUAUUGAAGUCAAUAAAAUAUUAUGGAGUGUUGUAUUUUGUGUGUGAGUUGUAAUGUCUGAGGUGUUUGUAAUGACUAUAAUCUUUGUAUAAAUAUUUUAUUUUUAUUUUUAUUUUUUUUGCCUGUUGGUGUGUAAUUUCCGGAUGCAAGUUUCCUCUCUUGAAACGUUAUUCAUAUCUAGUCUUGCAGGUAAUGUCUGCAAAAAGCUAACUCUAUUUCAAACGGUUCUCUCCACCUCCUGGCUACGUCACCGUUCCUUUUUUGCACGCGACCGUUGCGCUGAUGUCCAAUUGGUUCACUCGCCGAAGGAGGGGUGAUUGUGAGCCCGCCGAUCUGUGUAACGGACAGUCGCUUUGUCCAAUAGACACAAAGUGUAGCGAGUAUCAGCCAAUCGUAGGGUCGGAAGGCGGGAUUUAUGUGCAUACAAGGAAGAGGAAUAUAAAAUCACGUACUGUGUCAGGAUCAUCAGCUCCAGAAAACGUUUUGGGAAGUUGGGAAAACGUUCAGAAUGCACAGCCCACUGAAGUCUCAGUCUGCCUGACGUUAAAAGCGUUUUCUGUGCUUCCUGGAGGAAAGCGAGGCAGAUGUUCCUCCACAGGGCUUGUUUACGUGUUCAGCGUGUCCUCUCUCACGCUCGCUCCCUCUGAGACGCAGCCAUGGCCGUGUGUCCCGUCGCGUACAGGUUCACGUGGAGGACCAAGUACCUGCUGUUGCUGGUGUUCGGCGUGUGCAUGAUCGUGUGGAUCAAGUCCCUCGCCAGCGGCUAUGUGAAGACGCCCAAGCAGGUGCUGACCUCAACCGAGGCGCAGAUUCAGAAGGAGAGGAAGGAAGGGCAGAUGGAGAUGGAGCAGCAGGACGAAGUGGCUGAGGAGCGAAUGCAGAAAGACCUCUGCCCCGAAAAAUCACCACUGCUCCGUGGAGCCGUGAGGUUGGCGUUCGAACCGUCUCUGACUCUCGGCCAGGUGGAGGUGGAGAACACAGGUGUGGUGGAGGGACAGUACAAACCGGGCGAGUGUAAAGCUAGGCAGAGCGUCGCCGUUCUCGUCCCUCACCGAAACCGAGAGAGACACCUGCUGUACCUGCUGCACCACCUCCACCCGUUCCUGCAGCGGCAGCAGCUCCACUACGCCAUCUACAUCAUCCACCAGGCCGGUGAUGGUAUGUUCAACAGGGCGAAGUUGUUGAACAUCGGUUAUCUGGAGGCUCUGAAAGACUUCAGCUGGGAUUGUUUCAUCUUUCACGACGUAGAUCUCGUCCCAGAAAACGACCACAACUUAUACAAGUGUGAACAACAACCGAAACACUUAGUGGUGGGCCGAAACUCCACCGGGUACAAACUGAGAUAUAAAGGUUAUUUUGGGGGGGUGACUGCGAUGACCACGGAGCAGUUCUCCAAAGUGAACGGUUUUCCGAACACCUACUGGGGCUGGGGAGGGGAAGACGACGACCUCCGCAUACGGGUGCAGCUGCAGAGGAUGAAGAUCGUCCGCCCACCCGCCGAUGUCGCUCGCUACACCAUGGUGUUUCACAAAAGAGACAACGGCAACGAGGUCAAUAAGGACAGGAUGCAUUUGCUGGGUCAGACGCCUCAGACCUGGAGGAAGGACGGUCUGAACUCGUGUUCGUAUAAAAUUCUGUCAGUGGAGCGUCCUGUGCUGUACGUUAACAUCACGGCCGAUUUGGGCACGCCGCCAAACAUACACUGAGAGCGACCUGCGCUGUGCGUUAACGUCACGGCCCAUAAUCGGCGCACCGCCAAACACACUCGGCGUGACCUCGUUAUUAACGCGCAGCUCUCUGACAGACUGAACAAGCUCAUUUAGAUGAAGAGGCCUUCAACAAAAGUUUUGGCACUACAAAACUAAUCAGUCACAUACCUAGUACCAAGUUGGAUGGCUUCUGAUAUCUGCUUGAGAUCAGCACCAACAGGAACUGAUCACACUUGGGGACAUUAUCAGUGUUGAUUGGGGGUGUGUCCUGUGUUCACAGAAACCCAGAAUUACAUUAAUAACACUAAUAAUAAUAAUCUGGUUCAUUGGUCGCAUUUAAACCAUUUUAUUCCUCAACUUGCACUGAUGUUUCAUUCCCUGCCCCCCCCCCC
Ictalurus furcatus (blue catfish) is the source of this 3311-nucleotide messenger RNA. RefSeq names its product UDP-Gal:betaGlcNAc beta 1,4- galactosyltransferase, polypeptide 4 (gene b4galt4). The coding region runs from base 1867 to 2916 and encodes 349 amino acids. Gene Ontology annotation, molecular function: glycosyltransferase activity. NCBI's taxonomy places the organism in Eukaryota, Metazoa, Chordata, Actinopteri, Siluriformes, Ictaluridae. The record is from RefSeq and is a predicted model, not a curated record. The transcript has 7 exons. Gene Ontology annotation, biological process: carbohydrate metabolic process.